Molecule: messenger RNA, 1578 nt
Organism: Phycomyces blakesleeanus NRRL 1555(-)
Lineage: Eukaryota; Fungi; Mucoromycota; Mucoromycetes; Mucorales; Phycomycetaceae
Exons: 4
Coding region: 1-1578 (525 amino acids)
Source: RefSeq, a predicted model, not a curated record
AUGGCUGAGAAGUGCUUAAUCUUGUGCCUGAAAAAUCAGUUGGAAAACAUGAGAAAUGCACACUUGUCUGCAACUCCUUUGCUUUUGAUGUCUAGCCAGUCUGUUUCAGCUGCGAUUCCAGGCUUGAUACUUAAAGAAAAUACGAGCACAAUUAGUCAUGAAAGCACUGAUGGUAAUAAUAACACUGACCUUGGUAAUUCCAUGAGUGAAAUUGAAAGUAGUACCUCUACCUUGGUUUUCAAUUUUAGCCAGCCUUCUCCUGUCCCAAGCAACAAUGAUGCAAAGAACCUGGAGUUCAUGAAAAUCAUCAAUGACUUUGGCAUUUCCCAACAAGCUUAUGAGAAGCUUGCUGCGCAUCUCAACAGCAUUCUAGGGAUGUCAACCGAGAUAACGUACAGAGUGUGUACAUCUUACCUGGGCAAGAAGCUUUUGAAGUGUUUCUCUAGUAUAGAAGAAACAGUAUAUGACGUCUGCCAAAACAGAUGUAUCAUGUUUAAUGAUGCAGAGGAGGUUGCUUGCAAGCAUUGUGAUGAAGCUCGCUACAAAAACAACAAAACUGAUAAGGACGGUAUACCCAUUGCUGAGAAAACCAUGGUCCAGAUUCCUUUGGCCAGACAAAUUGCUCUUUCUUUGGCCAACAGUGAUACUAGACAUGAGAUGAUAUACCGUCACAAUCACAAGCAAAAGGCAGAUGACAGCAAGGCAGACAUCUUUGAUGGGCAUGCAUACCAAUCAAUCAAACAUCUUUUCUCCAGUGAAAAUGAUGUUGCAAUUUCUUUGGCUGUCGAUGGCUUUGUGCCUCAUAACAUUCUUGGUUCGAUUACUAUUCUGCAUGCCACAGUUCAUAAUCUUCCUCCAAUGGUCCAUUAUGAGAAAAGCUGGAUGUUACAAAUUGUGAUGAUCACAGGUCCUUUCACACCACUUGACUUCUGGUCAUUUUUGAAGCCAACCUUGGCAGACCUCAAGGUACUCCAAGAGGAAAGAAUGGUUGUCAUAAUCCCAACUCUCACCAUCUGUGCAAAGGUUCAUGUCCUUGUUGUAACUGGUGAUAUUCCGGCAGUGGCAAAGCUGGCAUACACUACUAUGCGCACUUUGGAAAGUUUCCAAAACUUUGAUCCAGCAAGUCUGUCCAGCAAGGGUCUUGUAGGACAAUCUCCUUUUUCUUCACUAGCAUCAUUCACAGGCCCACUCUUUUUUACUCUUGACAAGAUGCAUGGCCUUUGCCAUGAAAUAGGCAAGCAAAUCUGGAGACUUAUUGGUGGAAAGUAUGGAAUUAAACACUCUCUGUUUCUUCCUGUCAAUGUACUCAAGGAAAUCAGCGUGGCAAUGGCAGCAACAAGAAAAACAAUUCCAACAUCAUUUCAUGGCUCUUGGAGAAACAUAUCCAAGUACAGUGGAUACUUCAAGGCUGUAGACUGGGCCGAUUUCCUUCUCUUCAUUGUCCCUACACUGGUGGCCAAGUGUGUAAGAGAUACAACUUCCAGGGAAACAUUGCUUGGACUUGUGCAAGCUUGCAACUUACUCAUGAGCUGGGAGUUAUCAGCAAAGGAACAAAUCUCUAUAAAAAGAUAUGUUUAA